This is a messenger RNA of Sphaeroforma arctica JP610, 546 nucleotides long. RefSeq lists its product as hypothetical. NCBI's taxonomy places the organism in Eukaryota, Ichthyosporea, Ichthyophonida. The transcript is spliced from 2 exons. The coding region runs from base 1 to 546 and encodes 181 amino acids. The record is from RefSeq and is a predicted model, not a curated record.
AUGAAGAUAACCUCUCGAGCCGAUGGGUCGUCCCCAGCAACGUUUAUUGCGAGUUCUGAAGAAGACGAUCCUACAGGUUCGUUUCAGUAUUAUAACGAUCUUAAUUGCACCGAACGUGAGUACGCCUUCUCAGGGGUGUAUAUAGAGACCAUCACAACCGGCAGAGAAACUUGUAACAACGAUGCAAACGGUGAGGUUUCUAUGCUCAUAAAGGAAGCAAAUGAGAAAAAGCCAACGGCCUUGCAUAAAACCAUAAGUGUGGUGGUGUAUCCUGACCGCAAUUGUCCUUUCAAUGUCGUGGCAAGCGAGUCUUUGGUGCCAAGUGAUGGCUCAUGUGGGCCAUGGACUGGUAAACAGUCAUCCAAGUUUAUCCGUGAAUCCUCUGACAGUACAGUCGGGGAUAUAGUUGUGUACAAGGAUGAUGAUUGUGCCAUUGUUGAUGAGUAUUUGAGUGCUAAUCUUGAAGAGAUUGAUGCUGGUUUAGACCAAGGACCCAGUUGUCGAAAUAGUGACCGAGUCGAUUCAUAUGGUAUCAGUUUUCCUUGA